CACACUGCACAGCCAGAUUCCUGAGAGUAGCCCCCGAAUCAAACUGAUCCUUUAAAUUCGUUUACUUUUCACUGAUUGUCUCAGAAUUUUGUGUUUGAUGAUGAGUUCACCAGAUGAAGCAGUUUUGUUUCAUGGAGGAUGUCACUGUGGCAAAGUACGUUAUCAAGUGUCAACUGCACCUGUUGUUGAUGUCUAUAACUGCAGUUGUAGCAUCUGCAGAAAAAAACAGAACCAGCAUUUUAUUGUUCCAGAUGCUUCAUUUAAACUCCUUCAGGGUGAAGACAACCUGACUUGCUACACGUUUAACCAGCACAUAGCAAAACAUUUGUUUUGCAAAACAUGUGGUGUCCAAAGUUUUUACAAACCUCGGUCGAACCCAAACGGCUACGGAAUAAUGCCACAUUGUAUUGAUGAAGAUGGCCCUGUCUUGAAGACAAAUGUGAAAUAUUUUGACGGAAAAAAUUGGGAAGAGGCAAUCGUUGACAACAAUGAAAUACUUUCCAAGUCAGAACCGACGUCGAUCAACGACUAACUUGACUCAAACUAAUUUACGUAAACGAUCAAUUUAACCCUCAAAGAUAAAAGGGUAUUAACAACCCCCCCUUGCCAUUGGGGUCGGAAACUGCAAAAGUCAUUUGAAGAGAACCGUCAUUUAGUUGUACGUCAAAAAGCAAUGUUUAGAGAAUGGGCUGUUUUAAGAAACUUCUCGUCUUCUCGAUCCAUUCGCAAGUCGAUACAUCAAUAAUUAUCCACCCACCGCAUGCAUAGGGAACAUGACGAACAAAGCUUUGGUAUGACAAAGAGUAAGCAAUAGAUGCAAAGUUACAACUACGUGGCGUUUACUAAUUAAAUAUGCGGGGUUUUUGUAGCCGCUUUUUUAGUGCGCAUUAGCUAAAAGUGACCAACGCGAAUUUUCAUGUACCUAUUGUACCGAACCGAACGCAAAUGAACUUAAAAGGAGACUUCAGCUCAUUACAUUCGCGCAUGAAAAGUUGGACAAUAUGAAAUAGGCCAAAUAUGAUAUUUCUCAAGGCGAUUUUCCGUAAUACCAUGCAGCGCAAAAUCGGUGAACAUUUCACAAUUUUCAAACGCUUCGGACGAUGGUAAAUAGCCGUCGAGUUUAUCACCUAUUAUUUCUUGAAUAAUGUAA
Molecule: messenger RNA, 1150 nt
Organism: Dendronephthya gigantea
Lineage: Eukaryota; Metazoa; Cnidaria; Anthozoa; Malacalcyonacea; Nephtheidae
Product: centromere protein V-like
Exons: 4
Coding region: 98-532 (144 amino acids)
Molecular function (GO): carbon-sulfur lyase activity
Source: RefSeq, a predicted model, not a curated record